Molecule: messenger RNA, 1056 nt
Organism: Saccharomyces mikatae IFO 1815
Lineage: Eukaryota; Fungi; Ascomycota; Saccharomycetes; Saccharomycetales; Saccharomycetaceae
Gene: RAV2
Product: Rav2p
Exons: 1
Coding region: 1-1056 (351 amino acids)
Cellular component (GO): RAVE complex
Source: RefSeq, a predicted model, not a curated record
AUGAGUGUUAAAUUAUUUCCCAAUGAUAGGUUCGGUUCAUCAGAUAAGUACGACGGACUCAAAGAUGCCGUAGAAGAAUGCUCGUGGCUCAUCGAAGAAAUUGUCAAACCGCAACUGCCUAACAUCAUUGAUAAUUUUUCUAAAUGUUUGGAAAUGCUAGAGAGUGAUCAAAUAUUUAAGAUGCCCGUAUCUAAUGGUAUUCCCAACGAAAGCAGCAAACAGAAUGACUCACCGACGGUCAAAGGUGUUAUCACGAGGCAAGGCGAGUAUAUUAUCGAUUUCCAUAUAGUGGUAAGAUUUCCACAAUUCCAAAGGGGUAAACAAGUAAUGUUCCGAAUGAAUACAGGGUUGAAUUUUUUACUCGUCCAAUUCAGCAAGAUAACUACCCACUUGAAGAAUAUUCUGGAAUUAUUGGACCAACUCCAACUAACCACAGAUGUUAGUGAAUUCGUAACCAAAUUUGGUGUCGCCAUGGAACUAUUAAACCAUUCCUUAAUACUUCUACAAAACCCUCCUAGAGACUUAGUGUUUCCAGAGGAUAACAACUAUGCCAUGAAGGAAAUGUUUCAAGACUGCUAUACCGUUUGCGAAUCCACAGCUCAUAUUUUGGGUCUAGAACUGACACUUUGCCGAAAUGAGCUCUGUAUAGAAUUACGAAAUCUUGUUAAGGUGACAAAGAAACCUUGGUGCGAGAUCAAUAGUAAAACCGGCAAGUCGUUUUGUGACAAGAUAAGAAAUCAAGUGACAAAUGAAAGACACAAGAACUUGUCCAAAAUUCUCUUAGAGAACGGUGUUCAAGUCCAGGAUUCCACCUUACUUAACCACCUCAUUUCUUCUUUUCAAAGCGAAACAAUAACACUCCCAGAAGCCCAAGAACUAUUAAGGAGAGGCGUUACUUUUGAUAAUAGGGUAGUCAUGGAAUGUGAAAAAUUAAUAGUGUCUACAAGCGACCCAACUUUGAUCAGUAUAAGCUCCAAAUUGAACAGCCUCAAAGCUGCGAUGGCAAAUCAUCAAGCUAAUUUAAUUGCUAGCAAACAAUUAAGUACAGAUAAGUAG